GUGUAGCAGCACACAGACACUGAUGGGCUACAGCAGAAACAUUACACUGAUCCUAGUCACUAUAUACAGUAUAUCACUGUUAUCUGUGCUGUGUAGAAGAGAGCAGGGGACGGCAGGAGUGAGGACACAAGCAGUAUUAUACGCUCUCAGGCGUGAAAUUGAAAGUGAAGCUUAAACCUUUCUGCCAAGAUGAAGAAUAACUACAUCCUGUGCUGUGUAAUCUUCUGUUUCCUGACUAGUAUUUCAAGCAAUCAAGGUUCUAAGAUACAGGACAGUCUGAGCUGUUACUACCAAUACAAAAAACACCAUGUCUGCGCAUGGUCAGAAAGCCGAAAUGCCACCCAGUUUGUGAACAUGAAUCUUUCAUUAUUGAAUGGAAGCUUAGUUUGUGAGAGGAUGGGACUAGUGAAAAUGACACCAACUCACCUAUACUGGACUUGUGAAAUCCCUGACAUUUAUCCAACAGUAUUAUUUCCAAUACAUUUUACUUUCAUACCAGACAGAGAUCUAAAGAGUCAACUUAAUAUUUCUACUAAAGGAGAUGAAGCCAAACCUCAAAACAUUCGCUGCAAAGCUGCUCAUGGUCAGAUAUCAUGUUCCUGGGAGGUGAGGAUGGAGAUAACCGACUCUGUUGACUUCCGUCUGCACUACAAAAAUGAGUUUGGAAUAGACCAGGAAUAUAUGCCCCACUGUCAUCAGGAGAUUCCUAUGUACCUUACUUGUCACAGCAACAUAACGACUGGAAAUACAACCUCAGAUAUGUUACAAAACAUCAGCAUUAGACCGCAUCGUUCCUCUCAAAAUUAUACACCUUGUCUGAAUGUUAAACUUCUACCCAGAAUCCUAAUAAUCAAUGAAACAAACAAAGGAGAGAAGUUUAUAGCCACCUGGAGGUCAGAGCAAACAGAAGAUGCUUACUUUAAAUAUCACUACCAGUUUUGCUAUUGGAGAGACAGUGUUCUGAAGUCAAGUGAGGUUAUUCCUGAGUGCCCAGAGAAACUUAAAGAAAUAUCACCCAACCAUGACCUCAAAGUAAUCCUCCAAACAGGUGUCCAUCUUACGCGUGGCAGUAAUUACUCUGUGAAAGUUCGAGUACGUUUGGAAUCCAAACCAGCACACUACUGCUUCAAAGGGCCCUGGAGUGAGUGGAGCAAAGUAAAAACAUUGCAAACCAAUGCAGCCCAGAAUCUCCUUUUACUGUACAUUCUAAUUCCAGUCUGUGUCAUAAUCCUUAUAAUGGGUGCCCUCUAUGGAUGCAAAGUUUUAAUAAAGUAUAAGAAGCAGUGGGAUGAUGGGAUCCCAAACCCAAACAAGAGUUCCAUCAUUGAAGGUUUACAAAAGGAAAAAGGAAAAAAGAAUGGAUCAAGUUUCCGUUAUGAAGAUCAUCUGUAUGUGGUACCUUAUAACAAAGUGCUGAUGUGGACACCACAGAUGUCAAAGGACUCCACUGACUAUAAUCAAGAUAAAGAACAGAUUAGCAGACCAGAAAGUGAACUGAUUCAUAAUGAUUUUACACAAUGUGUAUUUGUUAUGUAUGCAAAUGAGGAGUACCCAACAUCUUCUGUAGCGGAUGGGUACAAGCCUUUUUCAGAGAUGAUCGACGAACAGCAAAGCGCAGACAUGGAGUUUUCCCAGUAUACAGUCUCCGCCUUCGAUGGACCUUACCUUUUCUCCUAAAUAACAUUUAUGACAUAGGCAUUAAGAUUGGACUUUUUCAUAUUUCUGUUGUCGUUUUUUGGUUGUACUGAAUUUAAAGCAAACACAAGACUGUAAGUAUCAUAAGACAUGGUAUAAGAAAAUGUGCAGUGGUUAGGCUGGGAGAGUACCUACCCUACAGAAGGGCUGACCAACAAACUAAUCGUUAGAUGGCAGAGACAAUACCCAGCAACAGGACUGCACAACUAACUGGUCAUGUUUCUGUAGUGAUUAUAUCUUCUCCCAUAUCUAACUAGUUGAUUGCCAUCAGAGGUGUUUUCAAUUUAGCAACAUAAGAUCUCCACUGAUUUCAGCUUUCAUUUUUUAAUAUGAUCAAAUAAAUAUCAUCUUAUGUUUGAAUGAAUAGAAAUUUCAAUCUCCCAAAUUGUCGCUAAAUACCAAUUCCCAGUGUUUAUUCCCAUCCAUAUGAACUGCAGUAAAAUAUCAAGCAGGAAGCCACAAAGUCUCAACCUUCCCUAUGCUUGGGAUUAGAAGUAUUUUGGAUAUCGGAUUUUUCCAUAGUUUGGAAUAAUUGCAUACCAUAAUGAGAUAUCAUGGCGAUGGGACCCAAGUCUAAGCAUAGAAUGCAUUUAUGUUUCAUAAACACCUUAUACACACAGCCUGAAGGUGAUUUAAUACAAUAUUUUUAAUAAUUUUUUGUAUUUAACAAAGUUUGUGUACAUUGAACCAACAGAAAACAAAGGUUUCACUAUUUCAGUCUCACUCAAAAAAUUCUGUAUUUCGGAAUAUUCCGUAUUUCGGAAUAUGGGAUACUCAACCUGUAAUCUAUAUGGGAUACUCAACCUGUAAUCUAAAUAAGGCUGGGGCCACACAUAGCGGCCAAGUGGGUCCCGUUGAACGGGACUCUCUUGGCCGGGAGGGGGGUUCUGUGUGCACACGGAUCCUGUUCUGCGGGAUGCAACAGAACAGGAUCCUGCCAGUGACACACAGGAUUUCAUAGAAUGUGUGAACACUCACAGCUCCAUCUACUCUGUCUCUAUCUGUGUGUUGUUUUUUUUAUAAUGACUUAUUGGGAGGGAUGUUAGGGUUUCAGUGUGUUCCAUUGUUCCAGACACCAUCCUAUUUUUAUUUAUUAAAGCAUAAUCUGCUUGCAUCCGAAAUCGACACUUUGUCCACCUCUGAAAAUAUAGGUACAUUAAGUUAUGGUGAUUUCCAGCUUUCUGUAUGGGUAAACCAAGGUAUGAUGAUUUCCAGCUUUCUGUAUGGGUACACCAAGUUAUGGCGAUUUCCAGCUUUUUGUAUGGGUACAUUAAGGUAUGGUGAUUUCCAACUUUCUGUAUGGGUACACCAAGGUAUGGCGAUUUCCAGCUUUCUGUAUGGGUACACCAAGUUCUGGCAAUUUCCAGCACUCUGUAUAGGUACACAAAGUUAUGGUGAUUUCCAGCUUUCUGUAUGGGUACACCAAGGUAUGGCAGUUUCCAGCUUUCUAUCUGGGUACACCAAGGUAUGUUGAUUUCCAGCUUUCUGUAUGGGUACACCAAGGUAUGUCAGUUUCCAGCUUUCUAUCUGGGUACACCAAGGUAUGGUGAUUUCCAGCUUUCUAUCUGGGUACACCAAUAUUAAUGUUACAGUUAUAAUUUACUUUUUUUUUAUUGAAAUGACAGGGUGACACAUUGAUUUCCAGCAUUUUUAGGGGGAAAUGUGCCAAGCAGUGAUAAAAGUGGAGAAGUGAGGCAGUGGAGACGUUGCCCAUGGCAACCAAUCAGCAUUGACGUAACAUUUAAAAUUAGCAUACUAUAAAAGUACACAGAGUAGCUGAUUGGUUGCCAUGGGCAACUUCUCCACUGACUCACUUCUCCACUUUUAUCACUGCGUAGUACAUAUCCCCCAGAGUCUCGUUAAAGUUAUUUGUUAACAUUUUUUACCAGUUGACUGACCAACUCUCUUUUAGACAGACUGACCAACUCUCUUUUAGACACCUUGCAGUAAGACAUUGCUUAGCCAUCAAGGUUUCAACCAUUCACUGUUCUCUUGGUCCGCCACAUUGUAGACCUGAUUCAAAGGUGGAUGCAGUAGCAGCCGCAACUGCACAUUUUUAUGGAGCACAGCUGUGAAUUUAUAUUAAUGCCGCAAUCAUUGGAAUUUGCACAGAGAUGACCACUGGCUGCCUCUCCAAUCUGCCGCUUCAGACAUCGGUCGCAUAUUUGACAUUGCAGCAGCCCUAUGGUGGCUCAAAAUAUCAGCCGGAACAUGGACGUCAUGUCACACAUUCACAUCUAGCUGUCCAUCCUCCUGUUACCUCUAAGGAACACCAACUGAAAUUCCUUUUCUCUGCAUUUAAAAUGUAUUUGCAAUUAACAUCGAUAAACCAUCAAUGUGCAGUGCUACUCAGAAGCAUGCGCAGACUUAAAGCAUUGGCCGCUUGCGUCCUCCCUUGAUGUUCUUUUUUGUUGAAAUUUGUAAUUUACACAUACUUGUCUACUCUACUGGAAAGGCAGGGAAGCUCCCAAAAAUCUGAUGGUGCUCCAGAUCUCCCCAAAGAUAGGACAAGAUGCCACUCACCACUAGCCCUCCGCAGUUGCCAACACCUUCCCCUGCAGUGGGCUGUCCAAUUAUGCAACUCGUGCUGAAUUGCAUCAUUAGGGGCCCGCCCACUCCAUAAGAAUGCUGGUAAUCUUCCAUUGUGUGGCUGGGGUGGUCACACCCCCUGCUCCACCAACUAUUCUACAUCAUAAAAGAAACACAAAAUUGGGCGCUGAUGUUUGAAUUGGAUAUUAGGCGCACGUCCCUGGGGCCUGGUUCCUCUGCCACCACUUUAAUAGAACAAGAAAAAACAGAUAGGAACUGCGCUCAAUAUCCAAUUUAAGAUUGUGUGCAUUGAGUUUUUAAUACAUGUUUCCUAAUCAUGUCAAUUAUAUACUAAUUACGUGCUAUAGAAGCGUUAUAGAUUUCUAUUAGUAUAUGUAUGUUGUAUUAUAUUUUAUAAAAUCCGGCCGGUGAUUGUAUAAAUAUAUUAAACUGUAUUAGAGCAAAUAAAAUCUUAAAUUGGAUAUUGA
Pseudophryne corroboree (corroboree frog) is the source of this 4712-nucleotide messenger RNA. RefSeq names its product cytokine receptor common subunit beta-like. Gene Ontology annotation, cellular component: external side of plasma membrane. Gene Ontology annotation, molecular function: cytokine receptor activity; protein binding. Gene Ontology annotation, biological process: cytokine-mediated signaling pathway. The transcript has 12 exons. The coding region runs from base 190 to 1677 and encodes 495 amino acids. Lineage: Eukaryota; Metazoa; Chordata; Amphibia; Anura; Myobatrachidae. The record is from RefSeq and is a predicted model, not a curated record.